Molecule: messenger RNA, 1689 nt
Organism: Malassezia japonica
Lineage: Eukaryota; Fungi; Basidiomycota; Malasseziomycetes; Malasseziales; Malasseziaceae
Gene: DED81
Product: asparagine--tRNA ligase
Exons: 1
Coding region: 1-1689 (562 amino acids)
Biological process (GO): asparaginyl-tRNA aminoacylation
Cellular component (GO): cytoplasm
Molecular function (GO): asparagine-tRNA ligase activity; nucleic acid binding; ATP binding
Source: RefSeq, a predicted model, not a curated record
AUGACCGACCUCGCUGCGGAGACGGCCGCGAUGCAAGUGUCUGACAAGAGUGUGCACCUCGACGAGACCAAAGGCAGCGACGAGACGGGCGAUGGUUCGUCCGCGAAGCCCUACGCGACCGCCGUCGCUGCGAUGCUCAAGCACGGUGCCGAUGUGCCGCUCCUCGCGAAGAAAGCCGGCGAGGAUGCGUACGAGCCGCUGUCCAACUCGGGCCAGAAGAAGGCCAAGAAGCUGUACGACAUGGCCCUGAAGAAGCAGAAGAAGGCCGAGGAGCAGGCUGCGCAGGAGCACGAGCGCGCGGCGGGCGAGCAAAAGAAGCUCGAGGAGAGCAAGAAGGUGGUGAUUGAGCCGCCGGCGGACGCGCCCAACGCGCUGCGCAUCAAGAUCGGCCAGGGGAUCCAGCACCGGGACGAGCGCAUCAAGGUUAGCGGCUGGGUGCACCGCCUGCGUGUGCAGAAGGACCUCAUUUUCCUCGUGCUGCGCGACGGCACGGGUUUCCUGCAGUGUGUCCUCCAGGGCAAGAUGACGCAGACCUACGACGCGCUCACCCUCGCCCUCGAGAGCACCGUCGAGCUGUACGGUGUGAUCAAGGCGCUCCCAGAAGGCAAGACGGCGCCGGGCAACCACGAGCUCGUGGUCGACUACUGGAAGUGCCUCGGCAAGGCGCCGAGCGGCGACGAGGCGUUUACGAACAAGAUCUCGCAGGACGCCGACCCCUCGCUCCUGGCCGACAACCGCCACCUCGUGCUGCGUGGCGAGACGGCCUCGGCGAUGCUCAAGCUGCGCGCCGCGGUCCUCGACGCGUUCCGCGCCGAGUUCAAGUCGCUCGGCCUGCUGGAGGUGAACACGCCCUGCCUGGUGCAGACGCAGGUCGAGGGCGGCAGCACCCUCUUUUCGCUGGACUAUUACGGCCAGAAGGCGUACCUCACGCAGAGCUCGCAGCUGUACCUCGAGACCUGCCUGCCUUCGCUCGGCGACGUGUUCUGUGUCCAGGAGAGCUUCCGCGCGGAGAAGAGCCACACGCGCCGCCACCUCAGCGAGUACACGCACGUCGAGAGCGAGCUUGCGUUUAUUACCUUUGACGACCUCCUCACGCACCUCGAGCAGGUGAUCUGCGGCACGGUCGACCGCAUCCUCGCCAACGACGAGGCGCGCGAGCUGCUCCUGCAGCUCAACCCCAAGUUUACUGCGCCCAAGCGUCCGUUCCUGCGCAUGAACUACAAGGAUGCGAUUGCCUACCUGAACGAGCACAACAUCCUCACCGACGAGGGCAAGCCGCACGAGAUCGGCGACGAUAUCGCCGAGGCUGCCGAGCGCAAGAUGACCGACGACCUCAACGUGCCGAUCCUCCUGCACUCGUUCCCGCGCGAGAUCAAGGCGUUCUACAUGAAGCGCGUGCCGGGCGACGAGCAGUUUACCGAGAGCGUCGACGUGCUCAUGCCGGGCGUCGGCGAGAUCGUCGGUGGCAGCAUGAGGAUGAGCGAUCGCGAGGAGCUCCUCGCUGCGUACAAGCACGAGGGCAUCGAUCCCUCGCCGUACUACUGGUACACCGACCAGCGCAAGUACGGCACGUGCGAGCACGGCGGGUACGGCUUGGGCCUCGAGCGUCUGCUGGCGUGGCUGGCUAACCGCUGGACGGUGCGCGAGACGGCGCUGUACCCGCGCUGGACGGGCCGCUGCACGCCGUAG